Messenger RNA from Trichoderma harzianum CBS 226.95, 1899 nucleotides. RefSeq lists its product as hypothetical. Bases 138 to 1490 code for a protein of 450 amino acids. Lineage: Eukaryota; Fungi; Ascomycota; Sordariomycetes; Hypocreales; Hypocreaceae. The record is from RefSeq and is a predicted model, not a curated record. The transcript has 2 exons.
ACGGCAUCAUUCCCACGCCUGCAAGUCAGGCUCUUAACUGACCCUUUCUCCCUCUCUCUAUCUCUCCAUCACGAUCGAUACCUCUCUUCCUUGGACGUAGCUCUCAAAACUCAUCCUCUCUUCGCCAAUUAUCAAUCAUGUCUCAUAACGACUCUCCACAAACUCCUCCUCUGCGUUCAUCGCCCUAUCCCAACGCCAGAUCAAAGCUUCCUCAACUCUACGUUGUCGAUACCACCAUGAAGCCGCAAGAAGACGACGGCAACGACCAGCCGUGCUCACCCCUGUCACCGGUGUCAGCGUCGCCCUGGGAAGAUGCCUCGGCUGCAUCAACCGAAGCAAGCAUACCGUCAACGCCCACAACGCAAGUCAGCGUCAACGAUGCUCUGCAUACGGCCUCUUUCCCUCUGCUACUCCCAGAUUUCCCCAGCAAAACCCAGCAGCCUUCAUCUCAGUCGCCCCCUUCAGAAACCACAGAUGUGACAGAAACCACAGAUGUGAAGGUGCCCCCUGAAUCAAUGGGGGGCCCAAUCAAGCACAUCCCGCCGAAAUGGGCCCUCAAAGGCGACAUUUACACCUUUUCCUUCUGGACUCCUCCUUCGGCUGCUAGCUCUCUGCCCGAACACGCCUACUCACCGCUUGAGGGAAAGACGUCGUUUGCCGACGAGACGAUGAGCAGGCCACUUGGUGGCCUGAGCAUGAUCCAGAUCUUGAGCUACACGGACUCACCCGUGGGGCCAUACGACGAGAUGCUAGUGGCACCGGGCAGCUUUGAGUGGGAGAGGACGGAGCCUGGAGGCGAGAAGAAGAGGGGCUGCAACCCCAAGAUUACGAGGAUCUAUGUAUCAACGCCAAACAGUUGCUUCAAUGGAAGGACGAACUGGAACACUCCCAAGCACCUCGCCAAAUUCGUCUGGGACCACCACCCCGACGGCUCCACCACCAUCCAAAUCUUCCCCCACGACGACCCCUCCAACCUCGACGAGUCCCAGCCCUCGCCCCGGCCCUUCUUCGCCACCACCUUCAAGCCAAUGUCCCUCCUCCCGCGCUUCCCCUUCGCCACCAGCUGGGUCGACCACCUCGGCUUCAACACCACCCUCGUCAUGCCGCCCCUGCCCGCGGGCAACGGCUCCUACGGCGAGCUCCCCGCCACUUCCCGCUGGAUCAGCCUCGUCACCAAGCAGUACUGCGCCAGCAGCUCCGUCGGCUGGUAUGACGUGGAACAGCCCGAUGGCGGGGAGGCUUGUGGUGGGCAUAAGAACUUUUUGCCUUGGUUGGGGAGGUGGCAGGUUGGGUUGAAGAUGAAGGACGCUGAUUUGACGUUUGAGAUUCCGGAGGAGACGUGGGAAAGGGGCGAUGUGAUUGGCGAGGCUACGACACCAAGGGCGAUGGACGAGAAUACCUUGACGCCGCAGCAAGUAAAUAUAGAGGCAGCGGCAUCAACUCCGAGGCAAUGGGGUUCCGGCAACUUCUUAAACGACUAUUUCAACUAGAAAACAAAAACCAAAGCAAAAAAACCUCUUACUACUGUCACUCAGGGGGGGAACAAAAAAAGAUUCGGUUGGUUUAAGGGGUAGGGGGGAAACAGUCUUUUCCACGAUCAAAAUAUACACGACGGCGCAUUAACAGGGAAAUCCAAAGAAACGGCAACACGGCAAACCGGGGCUACUCAUUUUCUUUUCUAAUAUAUCGAUCGGGGCUUUUGAAUCACCAAGAAUCCAUGGACCUAACAUAUACACACAUUCACAUACAUACAACACGACAUACAACAAUCCUCUCUUUUACCAGUUAUCAUUUUCACACAACAAACCCACACUCCCUAAUCAAUCUUUUUUCCUAAUCGAGCAAAAGAGGCGUUUUCGAUAUAAGAAAGAGUGGUGUUCUGAUAUUCGCGGCAACGAA